AUGGCCCAGCAAAUAAGAUAUCUUCUUCCAUUUUUCGUUUUCAUGCUCUCUUUCAUUUCAUGUUAUAGCACUUUGCAAAAGGACCCACGGUUUAAGGACGUGAUCAAGCAAAGCACUCAUGUCUUACGUUUGAAAAGGUUUGAUAGAAUAUUGGGUACCAUUUCUACCUCGGGUAAAACAAUUAAUGUCAAUGACUAUGGAGCUAAAGGUGAUGGUACUGAUGACACAGAGGCAUUUAAGAAGGCUUGGGAGGUAGCUUGUUCAACCCAAGGAGCUAUUCUCGUGGUGCCUCAGAAAACCUAUCGUCUUAAGCCAAUUAGAUUCUUAGGUCCUUGUAAAUCUGAUCUUAAAGUGCAGAUUUCUGGAACCUUGGAAGCAUCUAAUGAUCGAUCGGACUACAGCCAAGAUGGUAGACACUGGCUACUCUUCGAUAGUGUUCAAAAUUUAAUAGUUGACGGUGGUGGAACCAUCAAUGGCAACGGGAAGAUAUGGUGGCAAAACUCUUGCAAAGUCAAUAAAGCUCUGCCUUGCACGCAUGCACCAACGGCUCUGACCUUCUAUAAGUGUAAGUAUUUGACCGUGAAUAAUUUGAAGAUCCAAGAAGCGCAACAAAUUCACACCUCUUUCGAAAAAUGCAUGAAUGUUCAAGCUUCUUUGUUGACUAUAACUGCUCCAAAGGAUAGCCCCAACACUGAUGGAAUUCAUGUCGCUGACACUCAAGACAUCCAAAUUUCAAGCUGUAAUAUAGGAACAGGUGAUGAUUGUAUUUCAAUUGCAAGUGGAUCCCAGAACGUGCAAGCCAGAGACAUAACCUGUGGACCUGGUCAUGGAAUUAGUAUUGGAAGCUUAGGAUCUGGAAAUUCGGAAUCUUAUGUUUCUGGAGUAACCAUAAAUGGAGCUAAGUUGUAUGGAACCACAAAUGGUGUGAGGAUUAAGACAUGGCAGGGAGGGUCAGGAAGUGCAAGCAACAUCAAAUUUCAGAAUGUUGAAAUGCAUAAUGUUGCCAACCCUAUAAUAAUAGACCAAAAUUACUGUGACCAAGACAAACCAUGCGGCGAACAGAAAUCUGCAGUUCAGGUGAAAAAUGUGCUUUACCAAAACAUUCAUGGGAUUAGCGCUUCUGAUGUUGCCAUUGAAUUCAACUGCAGCAAUAGCUUUCCAUGUCAGGAGAUUUUUUUGCAAAGCAUUAACUUGGAAGCUGAAAAAGGGAAAAAAACCAAAGCUUUAUGCAAUAAUGUGCAAUCGACUGACACAGGAAUUGUUUCCCCUCACUGCCCUUGAGAGGGGAACUUUACAUUGACUUUGUAGUUAUAAAU
This is a messenger RNA of Quercus robur (English oak), 1316 nucleotides long. Its product is annotated as polygalacturonase-like. NCBI's taxonomy places the organism in Eukaryota, Viridiplantae, Streptophyta, Magnoliopsida, Fagales, Fagaceae. Gene Ontology annotation, biological process: fruit dehiscence; anther dehiscence; pectin catabolic process. The transcript has 9 exons. Gene Ontology annotation, molecular function: polygalacturonase activity. The record is from RefSeq and is a predicted model, not a curated record. Bases 1 to 1281 code for a protein of 426 amino acids.